GUUUGCAAUCAAAACAUUUGAAAUGUUCAUCAAAAUUACAACAGUUUUGUCAAUAUUGACAAUUUCUUGCGGACAGUCAUCGGAACUACAGCAGACUUCGAAGCAAGCUAUAUCAACACAGAGUUUCGUUCGCCAAGAUGUCCCACUCUCUUAUAAAUAUAGUGCAAUCCAUACUUAUACGACAAAGAAACCGGAACAGAUACAGGAAACAGGACAGUAUCAUUCUGGAAUUAAUUAUCAAGGUAUACAAUACGCACCGCUUUCACACGCAAAACCCAAAGGACAAGUUCAGAAAUUGUAUACAAAAGUUACAGAACCGUUUAGCCAAUAUACUGUAAAUAAUGAAUACACAAGUGAAACUACAAUAAAGAAGGAUCACUUAGAACCGAAACCAGUUGUGAAGAAUCUCGCAGUGCAAUUACCAUUCCAUUUUCCCUAUAUUCCUGGCCAUAAUAUAGAAGUGUUGCAAUCCAUUAAUCGAAGUCCAGGACACAAUGCUGUAUAUAGAAGUUACCCAGAAGAUAUUACUACCAAAGAUGAAAAUACAAAGAUCAACUAUGAAAGAGCGUUCACGUUAUACAAGAAACCAGAAAAUCAACUUCAGAUUUCUUCAGAGAAUUCCAAUGGUCUAGAUAAAACACGCAUCGUAGUACCUGAACAAAAUCAUAAACAAUAUUCAAAUAUAUAUAAAAUCGGACAUAUACCAUCAAGGGACAAAUUAACAAAUGAAAAUCGAUAUGUUGAACAUCUACAAUUUCCAAAAAUGCAUAAAUUCAUAUUAAACGUGGGUCGAGCAUACAACAUUGCUCGCCAUAAUUUCAAGGCGCCUGUCAAGAAUGAAGUCUAUUCUAAGACGCCUACUCAUACCCAAGCUAUUAUUAGAAAAGAUUCUUCGUUACUAGAAGCACCGUCAAAUAAAAUUACCUAUUUAUUUCCACUUUCACAAAAUAAAAAGUCAUUUUCUACCCACCUUUCGCCUUAA
Messenger RNA from Galleria mellonella (greater wax moth), 982 nucleotides. RefSeq lists its product as uncharacterized. The record is from RefSeq and is a predicted model, not a curated record. Bases 23 to 982 code for a protein of 319 amino acids. Lineage: Eukaryota; Metazoa; Arthropoda; Insecta; Lepidoptera; Pyralidae. The transcript is spliced from 4 exons.